GUUCUUGGAGUCCAAGCUGUAUGAGCUUGUGUUUUCGCAGGCCGUGCUGGGCGACAUCACAAACGCGCUGUACUUCCUGCCUGGCGCAGCGUUUACGCAGCGCGACCAACCAACGCUCUCUGUGCAGCGCUCCAUUGCGCGCCAGCUCCUCAAGUGCCCUCGCUCCAUCAUCGUCAUUGAUGAGGUGCAAUUGAUGCCGGAGGACGUGGUGACGUCCAUCCACAUGUUUUUAGAUUCGCAACAGCCCGUAUUUGUGGAUGAUGCAGCCAUUGACGCGCGCCAGGCCAUGUUCAUCUUCACCACAAACGAGGGCCACACCGUCAUGCGCUCCGAGACGGCGCGGCUGCUGCGUCAUCGCGACCGCCAGGAUCUGCGCCACCGCGACUUUGAGCCGCUGCUGCAGGCCAUCAUCACAGAGGCAAACCCCUGGCUCGCACACAAGGGCGUGGUUCAUCUCUAUGCGCCGUUUCUGCCGAUGACAAGGGUCGAAGUGCGGGAGUUUAUCGUCAGCAGAUUCAAGGAGUACGCGUGCCAGUUCCGCGUUGAUCUGACGCACGACGACGACGUGAUGUCCUUUCUCAUUGGCGAAAUUGGCUUUGAUGCCAACGGAUUUACAGAGCAUGGGCUUGCGAGGAUUGAUGAGCCAACGUUGUUGACAGAGGUCAAGGGACCCUUGCAAGACCUAAUUGAGGAUUACAACAACCGUUUGGUAAAGCCGACGGCCAUUCACAUGUCCAUGGACAAGAACAACAAGCACCGCGUCGCCUUUGAUGUCAAAUCCACCCUCCACUCAGACUCCCACAAAACACAACACCAACAACAACACCAACACCAACACAGCAAAGCCGACUUGUGAGCCCUGCCUUGACGCUUCGCACGGCGGUCCUUCCAUGACGAUGUUUGUUAUAAAUCUUUAACGAA
This is a messenger RNA of Salpingoeca rosetta, 921 nucleotides long. RefSeq lists its product as uncharacterized. NCBI's taxonomy places the organism in Eukaryota, Choanoflagellata, Craspedida, Salpingoecidae. The record is from RefSeq and is a predicted model, not a curated record. Bases 194 to 856 code for a protein of 220 amino acids. The transcript has 7 exons.